This is a messenger RNA of Pseudomassariella vexata, 1590 nucleotides long. RefSeq lists its product as uncharacterized. The transcript is spliced from 3 exons. The record is from RefSeq and is a predicted model, not a curated record. Gene Ontology annotation, biological process: glycolytic process; intracellular glucose homeostasis; glucose 6-phosphate metabolic process. Bases 1 to 1590 code for a protein of 529 amino acids. Lineage: Eukaryota; Fungi; Ascomycota; Sordariomycetes; Amphisphaeriales; Pseudomassariaceae. Gene Ontology annotation, molecular function: fructokinase activity; ATP binding; mannokinase activity. Gene Ontology annotation, cellular component: mitochondrion; cytosol.
AUGGCCCUCGCCCAAGAGACGAAGCGCAUCACCGCGCAGUUCGAGUACACCGACGAAGAUGUGAACACGGGCGUCCAGGAAUUUCUGCGCCAGAUGAACGAAGGAUUGCAGAAAGAUGGCACGAGCAUGAGCCAGAUCCCCACCUACGUUACAGGAGUACCUAACGGCACUGAAAAGGGGCUGUAUUUGGCGGUCGAUCUUGGGGGCACCAACUUCCGCGUCUGCUCCAUUCAUCUUAAUGGCGACACGACCUUCAACCUCACCUACAGCAAGGUUGCUAUCCCCAAAGAGCUGAUGACAGCAAAGACUGCCCAAGAACUCUUCGCUUUCUUGGCAAAGCAGAUCGAGUUGUUCCUCAAGACUCACCAUGAGGAGCACUUUGAGGCGCACACUCAACGACGACAAACAAUAAGCACUCCAGAUGGCUUUGCGGAUGAACACCUCUUCCGGCUGGGGUUCACCUUCAGCUUUCCAGUGCAACAAUUUGGCAUUAACAAGGGCACAUUGAUCAGAUGGACCAAGGGGUUUGAUAUUCCUGACGCCAUCGGAAAGGAUGUGUGCGCGCUUUUGCAAGAUGAGAUUGAAAAGCUCCACCUUCCAGUCAAGGUGGCAGCUCUGGUGAACGACACUGUCGGUACCCUGAUGGCCCGUUCUUACACGUCACCGGGCAACACCAGCACGCUGCUGGGUGCUAUCUUCGGCACUGGCACCAACGGUGCAUAUGUUGAGAAGGUCACUAAUAUCCUCAAGCCCGUCGAAGGACAGUAUGACAAGUCGACUGGCAACAUGGUCAUCAACACCGAAUGGGGCUCCUUCGACAACCAACUGAACGUGCUGCCCAACACUUCUUACGACAUUGAACUAGACAAGAUGAGUGUAAACCCUGGAAUCCAGAUGUUCGAAAAGCGGGUAUCUGGCAUGUUCCUUGGCGAGAUUGUGCGCCUUGUCAUUGUUGAUAUGCUGAAGAACCCCAAUAUCUCGCUGUUCCGCGACGAGAACUCGAGCUUCAACGAUUGGCAGUCGACAACCACCAUUGGGGGCGACUCGACCAUUAUGAGGCAGUGGGGCCUCGACAGCUCCAUCAUGUCGAUCGCUGCGGCUGAUAAUACCCCCGAAUUCUCCACUUUGCGACAGCAGUUGGAGAGUCAGUUGCAUAUUUAUGCGGCCUCUAGUGAGGAUGCUCAGGCAUUCAAGAAUGUUGCAUACGCCGUUGGCCGCCGUGCUGCUAGGCUCUCUGCUGUUGCAAUUGGUGCCAUCGUCCUGCAAAGCGGACUGCUGAGUGACGGCACCGACGAGCCCAUUGACAUUGGUGUUGAUGGCAGUUUGGUUGAGCACUACCCCUACUUCCGCGACAUGAUUCACGAAGCUCUUUCGGCGAUCAAGGGUAUCGGAUCCGAGGGUACAAAGAGAAUCCGUAUUGGCAUCGCCAAGGAUGGCAGCGGGGUUGGUGCCGCCCUCAUCGCUCUUGUUGCCGCAGGCAUGGAGAAGCACAACACCGUUGGUCAUAACCUGAGUGCCAUCAAGAACGAUAUCACGCAGAAGGUGAUGGCCGCCAUUCCCGAGACGGGGAGCUCGACGACUGUGGUCUAG